This is a messenger RNA of Xiphophorus maculatus (southern platyfish), 7406 nucleotides long. RefSeq names its product gamma-adducin (gene add3a). Gene Ontology annotation, cellular component: plasma membrane; postsynaptic density; cytoskeleton. The record is from RefSeq and is a predicted model, not a curated record. Bases 403 to 2460 code for a protein of 685 amino acids. Gene Ontology annotation, biological process: barbed-end actin filament capping. Gene Ontology annotation, molecular function: actin filament binding. Lineage: Eukaryota; Metazoa; Chordata; Actinopteri; Cyprinodontiformes; Poeciliidae. The transcript is spliced from 16 exons.
CCUCCUCUACUCACACACACACUCACAGCUGUUUAUACUCCUCUCUCCGAUGAGCAGCGGAGCCAUCAGAGAGCAGAGGCUGCAGGAGUCCGGAGGAAUCGGAAUCGUACGGGAAAAAUCUGGACGACUAGUGUUGAUUUUUUUUUUCUUUCUUUCUUUUUUCUCAUCAACUACACGGCUUUCACUUUCUGUCAUCCCGCUCUUCCUUCUUUUUGCGUAUGUCCGUCCCGGCUGCUCCGUUGGAAUCUGGAGUACAGACACGGAUCAGCAGCAGAGUGAAAACAGAGACAUGAGUUUCAGCCUCUGCUGCCCGCUCUCUCCCAUUCACUGACAGAAGAGGGGAACACAAGGUAAAGGGGUCGAAGCGGCAGCCAUAGGCAAAGCGGCGACGGUGAAGCAGACAUGAGUGCGGACGGCCAUCAGGCGGUGGUGACCACUCCGCCGCCGCCCAGCGGGGGCACCAAGGAGCGCUAUUUUGACCGGGUCAACGUCAACGAUCCAGAGUACAUCAGAGCCAGGAACAUGUCGCCUGACCUCCGGCAGGAUUUUAACGUUCUGGAGCAGAAGAAACGCGUCACACAGAUUCUACAAAGCCCAGCCUUCAAAGAGGAGCUGGAGUGUCUGAUCCAGGAGCAGCAGCGGAAAGGGAACAACCCGACCGGACUGCUGGCCCUCCGGCAGAUCGCCGACUUCAUCAUGGCCAGCUCGGUGGCCGGCUUCAACACUUCCCCUCUCAGUCUGGGGAUGGUGACUCCCAUUAAUGACUUGUUCGGGGUGGAGUUCGCCUCCAUGGUGAAAGGCGAGAAGCAGACGCGCUGUAAACUGGCCAGCCUCUACAGACUGGUGGACCUGUUCAGCUGGGCCCACUUCGCCAACUCCUACAUCACAGGCCGAGUGAGUAAAGAACAGGACCACAUACUCAUCAUCCCCAGAGGUCUGUCAUUCGCUGAAGCGUCUGCAUCAAACCUGGUGAAGGUGAACAUCAUCGGGGACGUGAUCGAGCAGGGCUCCACCACCCUGCGGAUCGACUCGGCCGGGUUCAGCCCGCACGCCGCCAUCUACUCCAUGCGUCCGGACAUCCGCUGCAUCAUACACGUUCACACUCCCGCCACUGCGGCUGUGUCAUCGAUGAAGUGCGGCCUCCUGCCAAUCUCCCAGGAAGCGUUGAUCUUGGGAGAUGUCGCCUACUACAACUAUCAGGGCAGCCUGGACGACCAGGAGGAGCGCAGGGAGCUGCAGAAAGCCCUUGGCCCGACAGCGAAGGUUUUGGUGUUGAGAAAUCACGGCGUGGUCGCUCUCGGGGAAACCGUCGAAGAGGCUUUUCACUACAUCUACAACGCCCAGUACGCCUGCGAAAUCCAGGUGAAUGCUAUCUCGUGUGCUGGAGGAGUGGACAACCUCAUAGUGCUGGACCCAGAGAAGUACAAAUCCCGCGUGUUCGCCGUGGCGGCGGCGGCGGAUGUCAACAUGGCCGGCCAGUACAAGUGGAAGAUCGGAGAGCUGGAGUUUGAGUCUCUGAUGAGGAUGCUGGAUAAUCUGGGCUACAGAACGGGCUACGCCUACCGACACCCCAUCGUUCGGGAGAAGCCGAGGCACAAGAGCGAAGUGGAGAUCCCCGCCACCGUCACGGCCUUCACGUUCGAGGAGGACGGCGAGGCCAUGCGCCUGCCCUUCAAGUUCCUCCAGCAGCGGCAGCAGAGGGAGAAGACGCGCUGGCUUAACUCCCCCAACAGCUACACCAAGGUCAGCGUGGAGGCCGGAGAGGAGCGCUGCAACAGCCGGACGACCACGUGGAUGAGGGCGGAUGAAACAGGAACUCCGAUCCGGAUUGAAGACCCAAAUCAGUUUGUCCCUCUAAACACAGAUCCCAGUGAGGUGCAGCAGAAGAGGAACAAAAUCAGAGAGCAGAACCGGUUAGACGUGAUGACGUCAGGUCCGCGCUCUCAGCACCUCGCCGGCAUUCCUGUCGAUCAGCCACGACAGGAUCUGGGGCAGAUAAACGUGCCGCCAUACGUGCCCACAGAGGAGGAGCAGAUGGCUCCUCUUCCUCCCAACCCGUUCAGCGAGCUGUUGGAAAAGGAGCAGCACCACAAAAACGUGGAGAGAAGGCAAUUUGGCCUCAGCGAUGGCGAGCACGAGCUAACCUCCGACGACGGCUCCACGCUCUCUCAGUCUUUGUCUGUCGCCCAGUCGCCGCAAAGCACUCCAGCUAAAGAAGAGAACCACACGGGCCUGAUGAACGGCAAGGACAACCACGAUGACGAGCUCUCCAAGCGCGUCAGUCAGCUGACCACCAGCGUGGAGAGCGUGGAGAUCACCGUGCGACCCGGCGAGAAGAUCGAGGAGCCGCUGUCCCCCGAGAGCUCCCCCUCCAAGUCGCCCAACACCAAGAAGAAGAAGAAGUUCCGCACGCCGUCGUUCCUGAAGAAAAGCAAAAAGAAAGAGAAGACUGAGGCCUGAGAGAAGCGAGCGGGCGAAGUCGGGAAGAACGCACCUGCGGAAAGAGGGUGUCGAAUUCCCCCUUUUUUUUUAUAUUUGAUUUUUUUAACCAGAGGUUUUAUGUACAAAAGGCAGAGGAAAGAUUUAACAAGAAAAAAAAAACAGCAGUUUGGGAUUUUUAUGAAAAAGUCAUUUUGCAAAGAAAGAAUGUUUGUGAGAUUUUGGGGUAGCCAGGUGUGUAGGCCCACCGAUUAAAGCUGCAGCAGAUGGGAGCUAUAUAUAUAUAUAUAUAUAUAUAUAUAUAUGUAUAUAUAUAUAUGUAUAUAUAUACAUAUAUAUAUAUAUAUACAUAUAUAUAUAUGUAUAUAUAUAUAUAUAUAUAUAUAGGGCAGGCGUGGUUGUGUCUAUAUACCUGAUAUCUCAUGCAGUACUCCAGCUCGCUCCUUGGAAGCGUCACUUGUAGAUCCUGAAUAACUGGCUCGCUCCUCUUCCCCUUUUUUCUAACCUCGGCUCAAUACUAAACUGGAAACCUCUUUGUCCUUCAUAUAUUCUUUAAUAUUCCACCUCGCUCAUAUUUUGUCUCACUUUGUCUGCACAGAAAACAUAAAAAUUUAACAUCACACUGGAAAACUAGUUUUGGGAAAUAAAAGCAGUCGGAGGAUUUCAGCUGAUGUAUUUGCUGUGGCUCCCAAAUUACUCUUCGUGACUUCUUUCUCCGAAGGAGGAUUGUGGUUUAUAGAUGUGGUUAAAGAUCGUCAGAGUAGAUAGCGAGGAUGAAUUCUGGCUGCUUCUAACUACAUUAUCUCAUAUUUACGUAGCAUUUUCAUACUGCGUCCUCUUCGUCUCUCUCCGCUGUUGUUUUUGUUUGUCUAGAUGACUGGGAGAAAAUCUUGCUUUAGUUAAGAAACCGCUGUUUGUUUCAUGAAAUGUGAUCUUUUUUCUUUUUUUAAUUCAAUGCAGCUUUAAGUCCGUCAGCCCCAUGUUGCACUAGGUUUGGGCCAGUUACCAGCUUCAGUCUUAUACAGGUACAUCUCAAUAAAUUAUUAUAAGAUCAUGUAUUUCAGUAGCUGAAACUACACCUGUCACAAUAACACAUUUUUCUGGAUAAUGAAUUGUCCCAGAAAUUAUUGCGAUAAAGGAUAAUUUUGUCGUUUUGAGAUCAUUUACAAGUAAUAUAUGCAAAUGUGCAUGUAUUAUACUAAUAAAAGUAAAUUUUGUCCAGAGCACUCCAUACUGGACCUGGAAGAUAUUUUAAAUGGCCAAAAUAAAACACAACAACCAAAACCGGAAAUAAACACCUCACACAAUCAAUACCAUAAAUAAAAUAUAUUGUUAUAUCUUUGUAACUGAAAACAUUUAAGAUUGAAUUAUUACCUAAGACUAAUAAAAAAACAGCAUUUUAAAACAGAAAUUUAGGCUUCAUUAAAAGUAUGUUUAGCGCCUGCUUAGAGGUUAUUAUUAAAAAGGUACUUUUAAUCUGACAAACGAGCUUCAGAAAGCAUAUUCUGAUUUACUGAACGUGACUGAAAUCUUUUUUACAAAUUUAUAUUUUAAAUCCCUGUCAGGGGUUGCACUUCAGUAAUUAAACAUCCAGCUAAUGCAUCUGAAGUUUCCAACUUUAAAAAUAAUUCCCUAAAUUUUGCAACGCUGAUAUAACCCCUCCCUCACCAAAAAAAAUCUUACAGGAAGUUAUGCACAAACGUAAUUUUGGCCUUCCUCGUGAACUAAACACGUUCUGCUGAUGUAACUUUUGCAUUUACAUUGAUCCAAACACACACAUUCGGUGCAGGUGCUAAAACUAAAGGAGCGCCACCUAUAACUCGUUAUAGGUACUGCAGGGGUUUACAAACUACUACAAAACUUAGCAGGUGUUGAUUCCUCACAUUUCAUUUGGUCUACUUCUCAAAAUAACAGACUGGUACAGCUAACAUAACUGUAAUAAUGUUAUAUAAUGUGUCAAAUAAUUGUUGCUUUUUUAAGAUUCAAAAUGGUAUCAAUUAUGUUACAGAUUUUAACUGUUAUUGUGUAGUGAAAAUCUCACACACUUCUGAACUCGAGUCCCGGCGUAGCGCCUGCUUUAGCGAGAACUGGAUAUCAUGGCUAGCGUCGUAAUCCUGAGGAACACUCGGUUCCUACUUAGCACAAUAAUGUAAAAACUGGAUAUGCUGGCUGUUGACUUGCAAAUUUGAGCUUCUAUUCUGUUGUGCAGCACUUUUCUUGCAGAAUAUAAUGUGGGUUUUUGUUUUUGUUUUUUUCUUUCACCAGCGAAGGAGAUUAUGAAGUAUUUGGUAGAAUUCGCGCAAGUGGCAAGCGAGGAAUGGUGUUCGAGAAAAGUCAGGGCCAAGAAAGUGAGCGGAAAGAAAAGAGAGGGAUAAUCUCGGGUGAAAUAAAAAAAGGUUUUGAUCGUAUCCUGUUCGUGUCUUUGCUGUUGUUCAGAACGCAUCAACCGAUCGGCCCCAGGCACGUUGCUCUUGAAUGUUGUGUUAAACAGAUACUUUCUUGAUCCGUUUCUGAUUAUACCCUUGUCUGCACAAUCUUAUUCGGAGUCCAAUCAAAGGUCCUGUAAUAGCUGUACAAUGACAGCAGGUGGCAACAUUAUCAGUGAUAAAUGCAUCAAAGUGGAAAAGAAAGCGUCCCCGGUAUAUUUUGGAUGGUUACGUUAUUUUACUCUCCAUUUAAAAACUAAUUAUUUCACAAAGACCUCCCACGUCACAAUUAUUAAGUCCCUGGCACUUCAUUGAUGGUUUUCUAGCUGUAAGAGUCACGUUACGGCUUUGUGAUGUCCAUAGUCCUCCCACCACCGUGUGGCGCUGUAGGUGCCGGUGUUCUUUGGUUUACAGACCUCUCCCUUCGUCCUCUAAGCAAGAGUGAUGUCUGACCAGAGGACACACUUCUUUUAGACUACUUAUUUUCUUUCUUGCUUUCGUUACGUUUACGCUAGCCGUACCUUGUUCUGCUCCGUGGCUCUCUUUGAAUCCAUUAAUGAUGCUUCUCAAGUCUUGACACUUAAAAAUGCUGCUUUGUCAGCAUCAAGAACUCUUUUUCUCAAAUCUAAGCUGAUUUUUUUCUCUCUUUUUGUUUAAACCUUUCUGAAAUGGCAGCUUCAACGCUUUCUAAAGUCGCUAUACUCUGUGUAAACUGGGAUCAAUUUCUUAGUUUUAAGUAGGGAUACACCGAUAUGAAAAUGUAGGCCGAUGUUGAUAUCCAAUGCUAUUGUAGCCAAAAACUGAUAUUUACUGAUAUAUCAUAUGUAUAUAUUUUCCUACACUUUUGACGCCGUUUGAAAGCAACAUCGCCUCUCUGCUUCAGUUAAACAUCCCAUAAUUCUGUGCUGCAUCACUGUCACUUGACCAAACAAACACCACAUGACCAACUCCAUCCAAAACACACACACACGACAAGAUGGAAAUAAAUAUCAGUUAGUAAUAUCUGCUCAGUUUUACUUAUCGGUCCAGUUCCGGUGUUGAAGCCGAUGUACCGUUCAUCCCUAGUUUUGACUAGAUUUACUGGCUAAAUAAGAAUGUGAGUUUUUAAGGUGGCAAUUAAAGAGUUGUGUAAUGAGUUGGAAAGUUUUGUUUCACUUUCUCAAAUACUUGCAUCAAGUGGAAACACAAAAUUAUGUAUGCUUUGAAAGGUAGUUUUGAAAAAUGCUAAUCUGAAACUGCCUUAUUCUUCGAAAAAGCACUCAGGAAAUAUUUGACAAAAUGUAAAAUUUCCCAACUAAAUAGUCCUGGUUUACACUCAAUCUUUUUCUUUUCUUUUUUUUUUUUCUCUUAAUCUCCACUUUUAAAAAGCGUUUCCAAAAAGAAUCUCAGUUUUUGUUACCUGCAAUCGGAGUGGAAAAUCUCAGUUUUUCCAAAAAACAUCUAGGCUGUGUGUGGACGGGGCCUGAGAAAUGGGAGCCUGGUGUGUUGGUGUGUUUUUCUUAAAGCCAUACCGUAUUUUCUUUUCUUUUCCAGCUUUAUUAAGACAAAGGUUACGAUUCUCAUCUGCCCGCUCAGGCUUCACUGUUCCUCUCUGUGAAACAUUUACAAAAUCCCCGGCGACUGCACUGACUCUCCUCUGGCCUCCAAAAGCUCCCAACUCAUAACCACAUACUUGAUUUAUCCUAAUUUCCUUUAAGAACUGGAACGGGACAUGAUGGAUGCUUUUAUUUUCAUUUGAUCCCACUCUGGGUAUGCGUUUCUCAAUCUCACUGCAACAGUCAGAUGACCCUCAGCUGAACUCUGCUCAGCCCAAACCGGUGAUGUCUUGCUGCGUAGCCCCUUUUUCUUCCCUUCCCCCCAUCGCCAAUUAAAUAAAUGUACCAAUAUCCCAGCUAGCAAUGUGAAAUAUUGGAUUUGGAGGGCAGGAGCAUCUUUAGCUGCGUUAAACGCCAGCUUCCUGGGGUCUGGGAGAGGGUGGGUGUGAGGCGGAGUCGCGCAACUGAAAGGUGAAGGGAAGCGAGGCGUGACUUUGGAACUGGAGUUUGUGUGUUGUAGCUAGAGACAGGAAUGGAUGAGCUGAAACUAACACACCAUGUUUUUUUAUCACUCGGAUUGUCUGUUUUUUCCUCCUUCCGUAACAUCUCUCCUUUUGAAAAUGUCUUCUUUUUUUUCCUCCAUCCUCUUUUGUACCACAGUAUGCUAUCUUUCCUUUUAGUUUGCAGAGAGCUGCAGGCCUCCUAAGUAUUUCAUGAGCUGAUCCUGCUCUCAGAUGAACUGAAUGUGCAUUUCAUUCUUUCUUUUUGUUAUUUUCUCCUCUUGUGUUUUUAACAGUUUGCACCUUGCUUUACUAAUGCCUCUAUCCAUUUUUUUGUUUUUCUGUCAAAAAAAAAAGAAUGCUUUUUUUUGCUUUGGCAUGUCAAAAUGAGCCAAGCUACUUUGUGACCUGUGAAAAUCCUAUAUAAAUGGUUAUCUAAUGGAGUUGCUUUUAGAUGUGUUGCUAAUCUGUGUAAAUUCACAAAUAAAAACUGUAUUUUAAGAAAA